Messenger RNA from Papilio polytes (common Mormon), 1254 nucleotides. Its product is annotated as lipase 1-like. Gene Ontology annotation, biological process: lipid metabolic process. The coding region runs from base 1 to 1254 and encodes 417 amino acids. NCBI's taxonomy places the organism in Eukaryota, Metazoa, Arthropoda, Insecta, Lepidoptera, Papilionidae. Gene Ontology annotation, molecular function: hydrolase activity, acting on ester bonds. The record is from RefSeq and is a predicted model, not a curated record. The transcript has 5 exons.
AUGUCCGGUAGAAUAUUGUUGUUAUUUGCUGGACUGGCUUUAGUGUCUGGAAGAUCACCGCAAUCUGAGUAUAUUGAAGAGAUUCUCAGGACUGAGACGUUUGGUGAACGAUUUUCAGACAAUAUAAAGGAAGAUGCUAAAUUGGACGUACCUGAACUUAUUCUAAAAUACAAAUAUCCACUGGAAGUGCACGAGGUGACAACUCAAGAUGGAUAUAUUCUGCAAAUGCACCGCAUACCACACGGUCUAGAUCAGAACAAUGUGCCCAGUUCAAAGAGACCCAUUGUGUUCUUGAUGCAUGGCUUACUUUGUUCAUCGGCUGAUUGGAUUAUAUCAGGGCCUGGCAGUGCCUUUGGUUACAUUCUCGCUGAAGAAGGAUUUGAUGUAUGGAUGGGUAACGCUCGUGGAAAUUAUUAUUCACGCAAUCAUGUUAAAUUGAAUCCCGAUAAUACAGAUUUCUGGGACUUUUCUUGGGAUGAAAUUGGCAAUAUUGACCUUCCAACAAUGAUAGAUCAUGCUUUAGCAGUAACAGGGAAUGAGAAAAUUCACUACAUAGGGCAUUCUCAGGGUACGACAGCCUUCUUUGUCAUGUGCUCUCUUCAGCCGAAAUACAAUGACAAAAUAAUUUCCAUGCACGCGUUUUCUCCAGUUGCGUUUAUGGCGUAUAAUGAAAGUCCUGUAUUAAAUGCUAUAUCUCCGUUUGCAAACAGCAUCAAGAUUCUAGCGUCUCUCAUCGGUAUUGGUGAAAUAAUGCCAAAUACUUUAUUGCUGACAUGGGCCGGACAGAUAUUCUGCAAAGAUCGCGCGGUUACCCAGGAAAUUUGCAGCAAUAUUUUGUUCUCUAUUGGUGGAUGGAAUGAUGCACAUCUUAAUACCACAAUGAUGCCAGUUAUUUUCGGGCACACUCCUGCUGGUUCAUCAGUUAAACAGUUUGCUCAUUACGGUCAAAGUAUCGCUACAAAAGAAUUCAGACGUUAUAACCACGGCUUUGUUAAGAACUUAAGAUUGUACGGUCGUAGGAGUCCGCCUAAAUACGAUUUGUCUAAUGUCGUUGUACCUAUAUUCUUCUAUUAUUCCGACAACGAUCCUUUGUCUCAAAGUAAAGACGUCUAUCGUUUGUAUGAAGAAUUGGGUAGUGAAAGUAAAGUACUCUUACCUUUGCCUUCAUUCGGUCAUUUAGAUUAUCUUUGGGGUAUAAAUGUAAAACCAUUAUUGUACGAUACUGUCAUACAAUUGAUGGAAGUCGUAGACUAG